AUGGUGAAAUCCGUACCUUCCCUUACCAACCGGACUCAAACAUUUGCGGAACGCGUUGCGAUUUUCCAAAAUGGUCGCAAUUUUGCUCACACUACAACAGCUCGCGGACACUGGAAUCAAGAAAGUCAAACAUACCACAAGGAUUUCACAAUUUCGUUCCGGCCGACCAAAUCCGAUAGAUGCAGCGCAAAGAGGAAAAUUGGAAACUUCAAUCAAAUAGAACAUUAUGACGGAGGCACACUUCUGGUACCACAUCUCCAAGUCGCAGUCAAGGACUACCUUAACAAUGAGGACUUCAUUUGCAUCAGUCCCAAAGGAGAACGCGUCUCGACGGAACCACCUUACCAGGGAACAUCUGCCUUCUGUGAGAAGCAUCAGUGCAGCGACAAGGCCAACAAGUUCUGCAUAUAUGACGUCCCCAUAACACUGUUCGAUUUUAGCAGCUCAACGUCUUCAACUCUCCUGAUUCCCAUCAAAGCCUGGGGCACCACCACGACAGAAUUCUACCCUCACAACUUACAGACUUACGCUGAGUCAAUCCUUAUACUGACAAACUGCUCCAAAGGAGGACUGGAAAUUAAAGCUGAUCAAGAGAUUGACAUCAUAGAAGCAUGCAUUGCUUCGUACUGCAUCUUCGCCUCCCAUGUCUCGACUACAUCGCUACUGUUCCCAACGGAACUGGUCGUCUUCAAAUACACAAUACAGGUCACGGCAUGGCAGAACGGAUUGAGCGUCCAUCAGUCUUCGCUCACAUGUCCAGCGCAUCCUAUAUGCGAAAUACUCCACUGCUCUUUCUGCUUGGAAAAACUUUACAACACUCAAUGCUGGACGAAUUUCGACAUCCUACUCGCUACAACAUCAUUCGUCAUAGCGAUAUCGUUAUAUUGGAUUCUCAACCACUACGUACCAUCAUCAGACGAUUGGUCAGACUCCCUCGGCUUAUGGUCAGAUAAAAGACAUAUCCGAAGAGAGGAAUGCUUCUCCACUCCCUUCCGACCCUACAAUCGUGCCAGUCGACGUUCACGCUCAAUGAAGAAAGCGACACUUAUUGUCACUAUACUAGCCUUGGCACUGAAGGAGAAACUCGGCCACUGCUGCUCAGACAUCGUCUCAAUAACCAGUGCGACUGAAUCCCUUUCCAUCGUCAAUUCCACCGAAACGUGCUUUUUCAACCAAGGCGUUACCGUGACUCUUCAGCCUCUUGGCCAAGAUAUAUGUCUCGCCCUGAGAAAUGACAAGAACGAGCCAAGUGGCCAAGUGUCAUUACGGAUGAAACACUUAUCACAUGUCUGCCACCAAAAGAUCGAAUUCUUCACACGCGACCACGAAUUCCAAUCAGAAUCUUCUCAUCGUUGUUACAGAGCAGGGAGCUGCAAGCCUGGGAAAUGCGACAAUACGAAAUCAACAGACGUCAUACCCGAGUUCAGCUGGAAAGCGUCGAAUAAUCCAGGUUUCACAUUUUGUACAAGCAGCUGUCAAUGUUGGAACUGUGACGGUUGCUUCUUUUGCAAGCCAUCGUGUUUAUUCUACCGAUACUACGCGACACCCUCAUCCGACACCAUCUAUACGGUAUUCACCUGUCCAGUAUGUGAGCUGACAGUUACAGCGGACGUCACACUACACCUGCAAAAUCAAGAAACCGAGACACACAGCGUCGUACUUCGACCAGGAAGAACCGCAAGAGUGAAGAACAUCUUCGCAUGGAUAUGUCAAUCCUAUCAAAAUAAAAUCCGUGCGCAUAUAAGCGCGCGAGCUGACUGGAUUUGA
Cooperia oncophora is the source of this 1767-nucleotide messenger RNA. Lineage: Eukaryota; Metazoa; Nematoda; Chromadorea; Rhabditida; Trichostrongylidae. The record is from the annotation of a GenBank genome assembly.